AUGGAGACACGGAAGCUCAAUGAGUUGCCAGACGAACUGGUCUUGAAGAUAUUCUCAUUCCUUCCGAUGUUUAAAGAGACCGUAGCAACGCAUCUCCUAACAAAACAUUGGGAGGAACCUUGGGAGCUGGUGCCUGAUGUCAUGUUUGAUGAUGAUGAUGAAUCAUCCGAGAGUUUUGAGGCUUUUAUGAGAUUUGUCUAUGGAUCUUUGCUGUCUAACGAUGCUCAGAUUUUAGAGAGCUUGCAUCUCAAGCUUAGCCGAAACUGUUCGGUUUCACACAUCAACUUUUGGGUUAAAAUCGCGGUUGAUCGAUCUGUGAGAAAGCUGAGAGUUAACUUGUCUGGCAAAACCCUAGAAUUGCCGAGUUGCUUGAGUACAUGCACAACCCUAAAGUCGUUGAUACUACGUGAAGUAAGUGUCGAGGUUGUGACUCUUGGGUUUCGUUUUCCAUCGCUCAAAAGUCUACACCUUUUGUCGGUUGAGUUCUCGAACGACGACGAUUCUGUUACAAGUCUUUUACAAAGUUGCCCGGUUCUUGAAUAUUUGGUAGUGCACCAAACCAAAGACGACGUCGAUGUGAUGUUCAAGGCUGUGCCGUCCGGUUUUUCAUUGCCAUCACUCAAAAGUGUACACCUUUUAUCGGUUAAGUUCUCGGAUGACGAAUCUCUUGCAAGUCUGUUACAGAAUUGCCUCGUUCUUGAAGAUUUGGCUGUAAAGAAAACCAAGGAUGACAAUGUGAUGAUAUUCAAUAUCAAUGUGCCUACUUUGAAGAGCUUAUCUGUUGAUAACUCAAAAGGGAAACGAGACUACGUUGAGGAGAUUCAUGGGUUUGUGAUAAAUGCUCCUUCGUUGGAGAAAUUGAACUUUAAGGACACAUGCAGUAACUUUCUAACGUUUGAGUAUAUGCCUGAGGUGAUCAAGGCGAAUAUUCAGCAACAUGGUUCUCGUUACAACGAUCGGAUGAAUCCCUGGGACAAACCAACAGAUGUUCCUGAUUGUUUAUCGAAGAAUCUCGAGGUGUUGGAAUGGAGACAAUAUGAAGGCACAGAGAAAGAGAGGGAAGUGGCUGCCUACAUACUAGCGAACGCUACUUGUCUAAAGAUGGCGACAUUCUCAACAAGAUGUAGAAACAAAUAUCAUCGCAUGUUGAGGAAGUUAAAGAAAAUGCAUAGAGUUUCAGAGACAUGCCAGUUAGUGUUUGAGUAA
Microthlaspi erraticum is the source of this 1206-nucleotide messenger RNA. Lineage: Eukaryota; Viridiplantae; Streptophyta; Magnoliopsida; Brassicales; Brassicaceae. The record is from the annotation of a GenBank genome assembly.